Molecule: messenger RNA, 2031 nt
Organism: Lodderomyces beijingensis
Lineage: Eukaryota; Fungi; Ascomycota; Pichiomycetes; Serinales; Debaryomycetaceae
Source: the annotation of a GenBank genome assembly
AUGAGUGACGGUAAUAACAAAGGGGCGCUUCAUCCGGAGCCCAAGAAAUGGAAGGCCCCCAAGGGCCCCAAGCCAGUGCAUCAUAAGAACAAGAACUUGAUUGGGCUAGGACGAAGCAUUGCCAACCAAAGAUCCAAGGAAAACCAAGUGCAGUAUUUGCCAGAUGGAGAAAUGCGGUUCACUACAGACAAGAGAGACCCCAACUGGGUCAAACUAAGGUCGGUGACUCAAGAGAACUCGUUGGAUGAGUUUUUGAACACGGCGCAAUUGGCCGACACCGAUUUCAGUGCUGAGCGAAGUCAGCAGGUCAAGAUUAUCAAAGUUGGAAACACCAACGUCGUCAACACUAACGGGCUAUUGACCACGGACGAGAUGUUGGCCAUGAGACAAAAGCACAUGAUGUUUGAAAACAAAUUGACCAUCCCCAAGCGGCCCCGAUGGGAUAAGCUGCAGAGCAAAUUGGAGGUUGAACGGCAAGAGAAUUUGGCCUUUUUGGCUUGGAGGAGGGAAUUAGCCAGUUUAACCGAGAACAAUGAUUUGUUGUUGACGCCCUUUGAAAGAAAUUUAGAAGUUUGGAAACAGUUGUGGAGGGUCGUUGAAAGGUGCGAUUUGGUGGUGCAGAUUGUUGAUGCUAGAAAUCCGCUAUUUUUCAGAUCAGUCGAUUUGGAAAAGUAUGUUGAGGGUUUUAAUGACGAUGCCGAUGCUAAUCACCAAAAGCGCAAUUUGCUUUUGGUCAACAAGGCUGAUUUGCUAACGCGUGAUCAGAGAAUUGCGUGGGCUGAGUAUUUCAAGACAAAGGGAAUUAGCUAUGUUUUCUUUUCUGCGGCGCAAGCGAAUGAUUUAUUGGAGAAGGAAAGGGAGGAAAUGGAAGAGUUGGGGCAAAAGAGAGAAGAGCAUGAAGCUGAAAAUGGCAAUGGCAAUGGUGACGAAAAUGACGAUAUUGAUGAAAAUGACGAUAUUGAUGAAAUUGUGGAUGAUGAGUCGAUCAGAAUCCUCAAGAUUGAGGAGUUGGAACAACUAUUCAUGGACUCUGCACCAACAUUUGAACAAGAUCCCGAAUUUCCCGACCGUAAACUACAAAUCGGGUUAGUCGGCUACCCCAACGUUGGUAAAUCGUCCACCAUUAACGCAUUGAUUGGGUCCAAGAAAGUCUCCGUUUCAUCGACGCCGGGCAAGACCAAGCACUUUCAAACGCUACAUCUCACACCAGAUGUCCUCCUUUGCGAUUGUCCCGGUCUAGUAUUCCCCAAUUUCGCAUACACCAAUGCCGAACUAGUAUGCAACGGUGUCUUGCCCAUCGACCAGUUGCGAGAACAUAUCCCUCCAGUGGCCCUCGUGUGUCAACGUGUACCAAAGUUCUUCCUUGAAGCCGUGUAUGGUAUCCACAUACCUAUACAAAAAGUUGAAGAUGGGGGGAAUGGAGAAUACCCUACCGCGAGAGAACUUUUGAAUGCCUAUGCCAGAGCUCGUGGCUACAUGACUCAGGGUUUUGGCGCCGCAGAUGAGCCUCGUGCAGCUAGAUACAUCUUGAAGGACUAUGUCAACGGCAAACUUCUUUACGUCAACCCACCACCGGUGCUACGUGAAGAUGGCCAAUGGCAACUUCUCGACUUGCAGCAACUGAGAGAAUUCAAUCGUGACUUGUACACCUUGAAUCACUUACCCGAGUCUCGAAAACAUCAAAUUAUCCAAGCGAUGAAAACUAGAAAUAUCGCCGUUGAUGACUUUGAUCUACUGAAAGAUAUCGCCAAGUUGAACUUCUCCAUGCACAUUGGCAAAGUAGGCGACGACGAAAACAAUGCCGAUCACAAGCCCCAGCAGGCACGAACAUUGUUUUACGGUGGUAAGCAGGCGAAAUUGGAAAGCGCCGGUGAUGAGCUCGAUGAGGAGUUUUUCGCCCUAAACAACGUCGAAGGUAAGAUCAAUUCGCCAUUCCAUAAAAAGACCAUAUCGUUGCCCACCAAGGCCGACAAGAAACAUAACAAGAAGAACAAGAAACAAGACAAGAAAGUUCGAGUGGUAGGGUAUUAG